Clonostachys byssicola is the source of this 1053-nucleotide messenger RNA. The record is from the annotation of a GenBank genome assembly. NCBI's taxonomy places the organism in Eukaryota, Fungi, Ascomycota, Sordariomycetes, Hypocreales, Bionectriaceae.
AUGGCCACUACCGCGAAAGCAAUUGUGGUUGCUCCCGAUGCGGAGACCAUCAUCAUUGCUGAUGCUCCAAUACUCCAACUUCGCGAUGAGUAUAUGAUUGUCAAAGUUCAUUCCGUGGCACUUAAUCCUGCAGACUGGAAGCGCGUCGUAUGGGAUAACCUUGACCCGGGAACUAAGAUAGGAUGCGAUUAUUCGGGAGUUGUCGAGAAGGUCGGGGCCAACGUUUCCAACUUCAAGCAAGGUGACAGGAUCGCCGGCUUUGUUCAUGGCGGGGAUCAAACUAAUCACAACAAUGGCGCAUUUGGUGAUUACAUAGAAGUCAAGGCAGCUUUGCAAAUCAAGAUUCCAGAUAGCCUGAGCUUCGAGCAGGCUGCAACUCUGGGAGUCGGAAUCGUUACUUGCGGCCAAGGUCUUUACCAGUCGCUCAAACUUCCCCUCCCCGGAUCACCCGCCAAGGAAUCAUUCCCGAUUCUCAUAUAUGGUGGCAGUACGGCGACCGGAGUACUUGGGAUCCAGUAUGCCAAAGCUUCUGGCCUCACCGUCAUCACGACCGCCUCUCCAUCCAAUUUUGAGUAUCUCAAAUCUCUGGGCGCAGACGCCGUCUUCGACUAUCGGUCACCGACCUGCGGCGCUGAUAUCAGGGCCUUCACAAAGAACAAGCUGAAAUACGCCUGGGACCUCUCCAACGGUGAACUCAUCUGCACCACUGCCCUCAGCGAUGCCGAGCCCAGUGUGUACGGAGUCACAAACAUGCCGCAAACGGAGAUAUCAACGCUCAACCCCGAAGUGACCGGGCCCUUGAUGACUACCGCCUAUGACGCUACGGGCGAAGACUCUAUGCUCAUGGGGCAGAAGGUGCCCGGCAAGCAGGACGGGCUGGAGUUUGCAUCCAUGUUUUUUGAGUUGUCUGCCAAGUUGAUCGAGGAUGGCAAGCUUGUCCCGAUCAAACCCACUGUUAACAGUACUGGAAGUGGGCUUGAGGGUGUUAUCAAGGGUUUUGAGGUGCUCAAGGCUGGGAAGAUCAGUGCGACCAAGCUGGUUUAUACACUCUAA